Culex quinquefasciatus (southern house mosquito) is the source of this 1972-nucleotide messenger RNA. RefSeq names its product sodium/potassium/calcium exchanger 3. Lineage: Eukaryota; Metazoa; Arthropoda; Insecta; Diptera; Culicidae. The record is from RefSeq and is a predicted model, not a curated record. Bases 141 to 1775 code for a protein of 544 amino acids. Gene Ontology annotation, biological process: intracellular calcium ion homeostasis; calcium ion transmembrane transport. The transcript has 7 exons. Gene Ontology annotation, molecular function: calcium, potassium:sodium antiporter activity; calcium channel activity. Gene Ontology annotation, cellular component: membrane.
CUGACCGACAAUGGAAAUUAACUUUCUUUCGUUCUGGAUUUCUCCCAGUGAAACGGUGCAGAAGUCGUGUAGUGUAGUGUAGUGCAAGUUCUUGGAAGUUAACCCGUGAAUUCCGUGAAGAGUGUGUGGCCAAUUUGGAGAUGGUAAAACCUGGGACGUUUCUCGGAAUCAAGAGUCGCAAAGUGAAGAUCGCUUUCGUGCUACGAGUGCUGUUUGUGGGCAGUUUGCUGUCAAUUUCUGCGAUCAACUCCCUACUAAAUCCUUCGGAUAAUGGCCGUGUAGUCCCGCAAGUGCGUCACAGACGCCACCUGCUGCAGAUCCUGCAGGAUCAGGUUGAAGUGUUUGAAGAUCCGCUGGUUGUGCCAGAGUUCUCCACCCUCACCCCACUUACUUCAACAACCGAAUCUCUCGAACUACCCCACCGUAACUGCACUCCGGCAGCCAUCUUCGAGUUCCCGUCGGAUGGCUUCACGCGGGAAGAUCGUCGCCACGGGUGGAUCGCCGUGCACGUGCUUAUCGCGUGCUACUGCUUUUGGCUGUUGGCGAUCGUAUGUGAUGACUACUUUGUGCCCGCAAUCGAGCUGAUGUGUAAAAAACUCCAGGUGAAGGAGGAUGUCGCCGGGGCUACGUUUAUGGCCGCGGCCUCGUCCAGCCCGGAGCUGUUCAUCAACUGCGUCGGGACGUUCGUCACCAAGGGCGAUAUCGGGGUGGGCGCCGUGGUGGGGUCGGCUGUGUUCAACAUACUGGCGGUGCCGGCGGUUUGUGGGCUGUUUGGUGGACAGGUGGUUCAGCUGAGCUGGUGGCCUGUCACGCGGGACUCGAUGAUGUACGGCGUGGCCGUUAUUGCGCUGAUAACGGUCCUGAUCGACGGCAAGGUGAUGUGGUACGAAGCCGCUAUCCUGGUGUCCGCCUACGUUCUGUACAUUGCAGCAAUGUACUGCAAUGACCCCAUCAGCCGAUUCAUGUCCCGCGCAUUCCGCCGGAAAUCCUGCGUACGACCGUACGCGGAAGUGACGGAAAUAUCGCCGCUGUUGUCCAACGGAGCCCAAAAUGGCGCCGCAGCUAACGGGGUGUCCAAAAAUGGUAACGGACAACACGCGUGUGACAGCGAAGCCAGCGAGGACAGCUUUGAGGAAGAAGAGUUGGCUUCGACCCCAUGGAACUGGCGGGACGAAAACACGCUGGCCUACCUCUGCCGCUGGCCGAUCACGUUCUUCCUGUGGAUCACCAUUCCAGAUUGCCGCCGGUAUCCGAAGCUGCGUCUGCUAACCUUCUUCGCGUGCAUAUUCUGGAUCGGCAUCACGUCCUACUUUGUAGCGUUCCUGGUCACCGUUGUAGGUGACACCAUCAACAUCCCCGACUCGGUGAUGGGGCUGACGUUCCUGGCGGCGGGCACCAGCGUGACGGAGGCCGUGUCCAGCAUCAUCGUCACCAACCAGGGCCACGGAGCGAUGGGCAUCAGCAACUCGAUCGGCUCGAACACGUUUGACAUCUUGCUCUGCCUGGGUCUGCCGUGGUUGAUAAAAGGCCUGGCCUUCCCGGCCAUCCCGGGCAACAACUGGGUCGCGCUAAACUCGACCGGCUUAACGUACUCGGCCAUAUCGCUGCUAUCGACGCUCUGCGGUCUGUAUCUUUCGUUCUGGUUGAACCGCUUCAAACUGGACUGGAAGGUUGGGCUGGCCUGUACCGCCAUGUACGUUGCGUUCCUGACCGUGUCCAGCCUGAUCGAGCUGAACGUCUUCUUCCAGGUCAAUCUGCCGACCUGUAUUCACUAGACCGUAGUUAGCUUCUGUUUGUUCUUUUGUAGUGUUUGUGAGUGUGGGGUGUCGCACCGUACUAUUUAUACAAAGAAAAAAAAAACAAUAGAUAUUACGCAGAGGUGACGAUGCGCGUGUGAGAUUGAGUGUAUUUCUUGGAACGUAGAUCGUAGUAAAAAAAAGUAUAAAUAAAAACCUUACAAUAGUCACUCCAA